AUGAACUCGCAUGUUAAACAUUCUGAUGAUGCAAAGUUUUUCCCGCGUACCCAGAUCAACAACCAAUGUCCCGAUCCUAGGAUGAAGUUUGUAAUGGAGAAAUUGAUCCAGCACCUCCAUGCGUUUGCCAAAGAAGUCAACUUACAAACAGACGAGUGGCUAGCUGGGAUCCGCUUUUUGACUGAAACUGGGCAAAAGUGUUCGGAUGUUCGACAAGGCAAGGCACGUCCAGAAUUCAUCCUCCUUUCAGACAUCCUUGGUUUAUCUACCCUGGUUGAUGGUUUAUCGAAUUCCAAGCCUCCAGGAUGCAGCGAAUCGACCGUCUUGGGCCCGUUCCACACCGAGGACGCCCCGCCAACCGAGCAGGGUGGAAGUAUAGUCUCCUCAUCCGGCGGGAAGAAGAUGGUCGUCGAGGGCAUGGUCAAGAACCAAAAUGGCGAAGGGAUUGCAGGUCAGGCUUUACCGUUAGAAGAAACCGACGAGAACGGAUUUUACGACGUACAAAACGCUGACCGUAAGGGCCCUGAUAACCGCGGUAUCAUCACAACAGAUGGCUCUGGUAAAUACCAGUUUGAGGCGAUCGUACCCAUGGCAUACCCAAUUCCGACAGAUGGUCCCGUUGCUGGGCUGUUGAAGACGCUUCAUAGACAUUGCUUUCGCCCGGCUCAUAUUCACUUCAUGAUCAAAGCCGAUGGCUACGAGUCACUCACCACCUCGCUGUACAUCAAGGGAGACCCGUUCAUCGGCUCUGAUGCCGUGUUCGGUGUUAAGAAUUCGCUAAUAGUCGAUGUUUCAGAGAACUCUCCAGACGCCACACAUCCUACCAAAUGGUGGGGGUUGAAAUACGAUUUCAUCUUGCCAACCAGGCAAGAAGCUGAGAGCCUUAAAAGUUCAAUCCUCUCAAUGAAAGAUUUGGCAGCUAGGUAG
This is a messenger RNA of Puccinia triticina, 927 nucleotides long. RefSeq lists its product as uncharacterized. Bases 1 to 927 code for a protein of 308 amino acids. Gene Ontology annotation, molecular function: ferric iron binding; catechol 1,2-dioxygenase activity. The record is from RefSeq and is a predicted model, not a curated record. The transcript is spliced from 6 exons. Gene Ontology annotation, biological process: catechol-containing compound metabolic process. Lineage: Eukaryota; Fungi; Basidiomycota; Pucciniomycetes; Pucciniales; Pucciniaceae.